AUGGAAUUUGUAAAUCAAGUGGCUUUAGUUACUGGUGCAGCGUCUGGAAUCGGUUAUGCUUACACCAAGUACUUACUUCAAAAUAAUGUUAAGGUAGCGCUUUGUGACAUAAACAUCAAGCAAUGCCAAUCCGUUUCCAAUGAAUUUGCACAGAUCUUCGGCCACGAUGAAGUCUUAGCGUUACAUUGUGACGUCACUAACGAUGUGAUAUUUGAAAAUGCAUUCAAGUCGUGUAUAGACCACUUUAAGAGAUUGGACAUAGUCGUCAACAAUGCGGGAAUAUAUAACGAAACGAUGGAAAAGUGGGAGUCUACAAUUAACGUUAACUAUGGAGGUGUGGUCAGGGGCACUAUGUUGGCGAUUAAGUAUAUGGGCAGACCGUACGAUGGCAACGGAGGAACUGUUGUGCAGACUGCGUCCAUAGCUGCUUUUAUGGGAAAUUUGUUUAUAUGUCCAAUAUACAGAUCUACAAAACGGGCCAUCGUAGAAUUCACCAGAGCGAUCGGCGACAAGAAAUCAUUCGAGCAUUUAAACGUCAGAAUUAUGGCGCUGUGUCCGGGAUACGUAAGGACGCCAAUGAUUGAAGGCGACAGGUCCAGUGUGUACUUGAUCAAAGAGUACGGUAAAAAAGCAAACGAAAUGGUGGCCACGUUACCGGUGCAAAUACCCGAAAGUGUAGCAAAAGGGUUAAUCGAAAUACUGAAACACGGCGAAACCGGCGACUGUUGGAUAGUGGAAAACGAUGAAAAACCGCGACCGGCUAACUUACUCGACAUACCGUACUGA
Adelges cooleyi (spruce gall adelgid) is the source of this 786-nucleotide messenger RNA. RefSeq names its product 15-hydroxyprostaglandin dehydrogenase [NAD(+)]-like. Gene Ontology annotation, cellular component: cytoplasm. The coding region runs from base 1 to 786 and encodes 261 amino acids. Lineage: Eukaryota; Metazoa; Arthropoda; Insecta; Hemiptera; Adelgidae. The transcript is spliced from 6 exons. Gene Ontology annotation, molecular function: oxidoreductase activity, acting on the CH-OH group of donors, NAD or NADP as acceptor. The record is from RefSeq and is a predicted model, not a curated record.